Molecule: messenger RNA, 367 nt
Organism: Porites lobata
Lineage: Eukaryota; Metazoa; Cnidaria; Anthozoa; Scleractinia; Poritidae
Source: the annotation of a GenBank genome assembly
AAUGCGAGUUUAGAAGCCGAAAAUGCUAAAUUGGUCAGCAAACUGCAAUUCUGCGAAGCUUCAUUGAAUAAUUUAGAACAGUAUUCUCGCCGCGAGUGCGUAGAAAUAUCUGGCAUCCCUGAGACAGAAGACGAAAACACGAAGGAAAUUGCAAUAAAAGUAGGCUCAUUAAUUGGAGUACAUAUAACGGAAAGCGAUUUAUCCGUGAGUCAUCUACUACCAAAACAGUCCUACAGAGAUAGUUAGGGAAGGAUCUCAAGCUUUAUCGAAUUCGCGCGUCAGGGCUCCCAAUAUAGUUGUGAAAUUUGUACGAAGAGCGCUGAGAGAUCGCUUCUAUAAAGCAAGAAAAUUUCUACGGAAUAAGACA